AGCAUCAAAAGUAGCGGAUCAAAUAAUGUUUCAUAAGUAACUACCAUUCUGUAACAGCUUAACAAAAAGUGAUGUCUUUAAUAUAUAACAAGUAAGACUGUAAAAGAUAUACUUUUGAGCGCGAAUUUUAGAAAUUUAUCUAUAUUUGGAAAAGUUAUCCGGAAUAUCAGAUACUUUUGAUGCUGACUGUACAACGAGCUGCAAAAUUGCAUAGACAAUUGUUCAGCUGGGUGUACAUUAUUUUUACGAGUUAUUUCCAGGAAUUUUUGAUAUCCGAGACUUGGCCAAAGCAUUAUUCAUGUACGAAAGAUAACAGCAUAAAUUAUCCUGCUGCAUGCUUCGCCGCCAUGAAGCGGAAUAAGUAGGCUAUUUUAAACGGAUUUUCCGAGCUGAAUAGAUACCGGUCACUAGAUAGCGGGAAGAUAAAAAUAAAAACAAUCAUAAUAAGUACUUUCUUUUUUAUUUACACUAAUUUUAGACUUCGUUAAAUCAAUCUAUCAUCAAAACUUUUAUUUACCUCUUUCUAAUAUAUAAUUUCAUUGGAUACACAAUUACGAGUACCAAAUAGUUGGCAAAGACCUUAAAAUGUACAUUUAAAUUCUGAAGUCAAGUUAACUAACAGGACAGCAUUAACAAACAUAUUCAACAAAGCGGGUAAAACUUUCGCAGCUAAGAAGUUGGAAUUGUGUAUACAAUGUCUGGUAACAGUGCGCUCUAACAAGCCGGCCAUCUGAAGUUGUUAAACGGGCAGGAACAGAACAGGCAGGCGGGCGAAUAAUUCUAGGCGAGCGGUCAGUAACUGGGGAGCUCUUGCGGACAGUUUGGAAGUGCGGCGGCGGCGACUCGGCCUGGGGCGGCGCAGGAGUCCCGAGAUCUAUCGCUGACAGCUUCGUCAUGGAGGCGCAUUCGCUCGGCCGCAUUCGCCAAACCCCUACUGUGAGGAAUCAUAUCGUCUACACCGACCAAAAAGGAAGAAAAAUCCCGUAUGCUGACAAGACCACGCCGGAGCCAAUCCUGAGCAACAAUGGGCGAGACACAAAGGUCGAAUCGAUCAGAAACAGCUACAACAGCCAGUUGAAAGUGGGCAUCUACGGAUGGCGGAAGAAAUGCCUUUAUAUUCUCGUAAUGGCGCUCAUGCUUAUGAUGAUUAUCAACCUCGCACUGACGCUUUGGGUUUUAAAAGUGUUGGAUUUCAAUUUGGGAGGGAUGGGCCAGCUAAGAAUAGUACCAGGAGGCCUACAGUUACAGGGGCAGGCUUUAGUGCUGGACUCGCUAUUCGCUUCGAGCAUCAAGUCGAGGAGAGGCCAGCCCAUUGCCAUCGAAUCAUCUAGAAACUUUACGGUUUCUACAAGAGACACAGAGGGAUUGUUGCAGAGUCGGUUAUUUUUAAGUCACGAUCGUUUAGAAGUAAACACACCCAGGCUGGAGGUGCGCGACGCGCGGGGCGCGCUGUUGUUCGGCGCCGGGCAGAACUCGGUGACCGUGGGUGCGGAGACGCUCACCAUCACCAGCCCCGCUGGCGUCGCGCUGCACACCUCCGCGCAAACCCCACUGGUGCGCGCGCCACCAUCCAAAAGACUAACAUUAGAAUCUCCGACGCGCUCACUGGAAGUGCACGCGCCGCAGGGCAUCGAGCUGGAGUCUCGCGCCGGCGGUAUCAGUGCCAGCUGUCUCACCACCUUUCACCUCAAAUCUGUUGCGGGCGCUAUACGUUUAGACGCACCCAGUAUAUACAUGCCCAAGCUGAAGUCGGCCUUACCGUUACCGCCUUCAUCGCCGCACUCGCGCGACCCCCACCACCAGAACAUCUACCAGCUGUGCGCGUGCGCCAACGGCAAGCUGUUCCUCGCGCCGCCUCACGGCCCCUGUGCGGCUAGGGAAGAAAGUCUCAUAUGCCGAUAAUAAUAUGUACUUAGGCUUAUCUGAUAUGACGAUUUCGGAAGCUGCCGGGUGUAUUCAAAAAUUAUUUAAUCAGUAAAGCAGCCAUUGUUAGGUAGGUAUGACCAAUUGACCAUAAAUAUUUUGUCUUCAACUUUACAUUUGUGAUUAAGAGUUAAAGCCAGUGUUGUAUUGUACCUAUCGUAUUGUAAGGUUUUGGCUUGAGUCUGAAUAUUAUUCCGAUGAUUUAUGUUUUACUGAGCAAAAUCACGAUAUAUAUUUAUAUAUUUUUUUAUUAUCGAUAUAUUUUAAGCUAAAGUCACACAUUUAACCUAGUUUUUUAUUAUUAUUAACUGAUCAGCGAUAGGCUCUAGUCGCACCUGAUGGAAAGUGAAGACAGGGCCUAAGAUGGUUUUUACCGGUUCAGUAGUAGCCUAUUCACUCUUGCUUUAAAGAGACCGAGGUCAUAUUUAUCAGAGAAUACAAGUAACGGGAGCGCAUUCCAUUCCUUAGCCGUCCGUACCAAAAUCCGUCGUGCGAACAAAUAGAACGUUUACCACGAACAGGUGCAUUCGCUCCCCACGCCUGGAUGUCCGAUGAUGGAAAGGGGAAGGUGUUAUCAGGUCUUUGGCACAAAUUUUGCAAAAAUUUGGCACA
Molecule: messenger RNA, 2535 nt
Organism: Cydia pomonella (codling moth)
Lineage: Eukaryota; Metazoa; Arthropoda; Insecta; Lepidoptera; Tortricidae
Product: delta-sarcoglycan-like
Exons: 6
Coding region: 895-1902 (335 amino acids)
Biological process (GO): cardiac muscle tissue development; heart contraction
Cellular component (GO): sarcoglycan complex; sarcolemma
Source: RefSeq, a predicted model, not a curated record